Molecule: messenger RNA, 2927 nt
Organism: Exaiptasia diaphana
Lineage: Eukaryota; Metazoa; Cnidaria; Anthozoa; Actiniaria; Aiptasiidae
Product: beta-mannosidase
Exons: 22
Coding region: 163-2853 (896 amino acids)
Biological process (GO): glycoprotein catabolic process
Molecular function (GO): beta-mannosidase activity
Source: RefSeq, a predicted model, not a curated record
ACGCCGAUCGGUGAAAACAGGUGUCUUAUUAAGACAUAAAUAAUCUAUCGAAAACACAGCAAAUUGUGAAAAGCGAUCUCAUAUCAUCGUCGACUAAUUAGCCAGGAGAUGAUAAUUACUUGAGGUCAGCGGUGUUUUAAUAACACAGCAAGCAAUGCCAAAAUGGCGCCAGAAAGAAYACCAGUUAGACUGCUGUCACUUAUAAUAGCUGUAUGCAACGCUUACUSUACAAYASUARACUUAAAAGGAAARUGGAGCAUUCAUAACGCRAAUGGGAGCAUUAAGGUGUAUGGUAAUGUGCCAGGAUCUGUCCACAUGUCAUUGUUGGAGAAUGGUGUGAUCCAAGAUCCUUACUUCCGCUUUAAUGAUGUCAACUAUCGAUGGAUAGCUUACGAUAAUUGGACGUACACAAGAACGUUUACAGYRUCGCAAGAUCUUCUUUCCAAAAMCAAAGUUGUCCUAGUCUGCGAUGGGUUAGAUACAGUAUCAACUAUUAUGAUMAAUGAACAAGUGGUUGGUCAGUCAGUCAACAUGUUUAUCAGAUAUAUAUUUGAUAUCAARGCUGCUCUCAAAGUGGGUACWAAUACAAUACAAAUAAGUUUCACAUCAGCCAUUCAUUAUGCCACAAGGAAAAGCAAGGAAUAUGGUUAYGAUGUCCCCCCUGAKUGUUCUGUGCCUGUUCAGCGUGGGGAAUGUCAUAGGAAUUUUAUAAGAAAAGAGCAGAGCUCAUUCAGUUGGGACUGGGGUCCAGCUUUUGCACCUCAGGGAAUAUGGAGGAAUAUUAGUGUACAAGGUUAUGAGACUGCUGUCAUUMGAGAUGUCAAGAUAAAAACUACUAGAAAAAGUGAAGAUGAGAGAAGUCCCUGGGUAAUAAGUAUAUCCGUCAUAUUUGAAUCAUCAACAAAAGGUCAUGAAGGAAUUCUUUACAUCAGUAUCCCAGAGCUAAUGUUUACAAGGAGCUUUAAAAUCCAAUUAAAGACCGACUUCAAAGAAACAGUCUACAUUGGGAGCUUUGAGUUUCCAUUUGAUAAAGUGGAAUCAUGGUGGCCUAGAGGAUAUGGCAAGCAGAAGUUGUACAGCAUUAAACUUGUUUUUGAGAGUCCUAAUAGCCAGGAGAAAUCAUACUUCAGUGUCAAUACAGGGUUCCGCGAGGUUAAACUGGUGCAAGAGUCUAUCAAAGGAUCCACAGGUCUUAGCUUCUACUUUGAGAUCAACAGACUACCGAUCUUUCUUAAGGGAGCAAACUGGAUACCUGCAGAUUCGUUUGAAGAUCGCGUUAAUGCGUCUGUUAUACGAAACCUACUGCAGUCAGCGGCAGAUGCCAACAUGAACGUAGUGAGGAACUGGGGAGGAGGCAUUUAUCAACACGACAUAUUUUAUACCAUUGCUGAUGAAUUGGGGUUACUAGUUUGGGAGGAAUUCAUGUUCGCGUGUUCCAUGUACCCAACAAACAGUGAUUUCUUGAACAAUAUCAAAGAAGAAGUAGUUUAUCAAAUAGAAAGGCUCAGCCACCAUCCAUCCGUGUUUGUCUGGAGUGGUAACAAUGAAAACGAGAUUGCCUUGGCUCAGAAUUGGUACAAUACAAGUCGUAAUAAGAGUUUGUACAUGAAGGACUACAUCAAGCUAUAUAUCGAUACAAUUAAGAAAACUGUCCAAUCAGAAGACAYCAGUCUUCCGUUCAUUGUCUCUUCUCCGUCUAAUGGACUGGAAUCGAAGAAAGAAGGAUGGCUGUCCAAAUUACCCAAUAGUCCUUUGUGGGGAGACGUUCACUAUUAUAAUUAUACCAUGGAUUGCUGGAACACGUCUGGAUACCCUAAGCCUCGAUUUGCUUCAGAAUAUGGGUUCCAGUCCUACCCAUCUUUUGAAACUCUCAGCCGUGUAUCGAUCGAAGAGGACUGGAACUAUGACAGCAAAUUCAUGGAUCAUAGACAACAUCAUGCAAAUGGCAACGAAGAGAUGAUGAAUGCAAUAUCACGUCAUUUCAACCUUCCAAAUUUAUCAGACUCUACUCGAAAAUUCAAAAACACUUUAUUUCUAACUCAGGUUGCUCAAGCAAUGUGUAUCAAGGUGGAGUCGGAGCAUUACCGAAGACUUCAAAGCCAAUUAAUAAACGGACAAGGAAAGACUAUGGGCGCCAUAUACUGGCAAUUGAAUAGCAUUUGGCAGAGUCCAUCCUGGUCGUCGUUAGAGUACGGAGGCAAAUGGAAGRUGUUGCAUUAUUUCGCCAAAGACUUCUUCAGCCCUGUAAUCUCAUCAGCCUACGAGGAGGGUGACGGAGUGUUAUUUGUUUACGUGGUUACAGACUUGGUGCAGCCAAUAGUAAAUGGUGAAUUGGUAGUUUCAAUAAGAAAAUGGGACUCAUUUCAAGUAUUUCGUCAGUGGACCACCAAUUUUUCCAUCAAAUCACAAACAGCGCAUUUGGUGUUCAGCAAAGCGAUAACRGAAAUCUUGGAAGAGAGUUCGUGUCCAAGUCGUGAUCACUGUGUGCUWUCGCUAUCGGUGAUGAAUAACAACGGGGAUGUCCUGGGGCCAAGUAAUACUUUCUUCCUGUCCAGUCUUUCUAAAGCAGUUGGGCUGAAAGAUCCUGGUCUCAAGGUUGUAAACAUAAAAACAUCGGGGCAAUUUUUUACUCUUGAUAUAUCUGCCGAAUCCCCUGCGCCGUUCGUUUGGUUGUCGGCGGGAAGCAUCAAAGGUCGAUUCUCUGAAAAUGGCUUCCUUCAAGUCCAACCUUCGAGAACGGUAAUUUUUUACCCCUGGGAAACAACAACAGUAGAAGAAUUAACAAAGUCUCUUAGUGUYAUGUCUCUUUACAACACGUACACUAASCAAGAAGACACGAAUCUCUUUAAAUGAAGAAUGUAUCGAUAAAUAAUACAAAUAUAAUUUAUAUUUUACUAAUGUAAUACAAUAUAAUAUUUUCUCAUGGA